AUGACGGCUAAUACCAACCGAUUCUCUACCUACACCUCCGCCUCAGGCGGCUCCGAGGGCAAGAAUGGCGAGUCCAAGAAGGACAUGUGGAGCUCCAUGCUCGACUCCGUCGCCAGUGGGAAGCGCUUGCCGGAGAAGAACAUCCUCGUUAUGGGCGGGACUGUCGAUUCUCAGCGUGACUUCUUAGAAGCGCUCUCAAACAACGAGCUGCGACGGAACCUCGAUAGGCAGAAUAAGAUACCGCCUGUCGCCAACCAAUUUGCGCUCGGCUAUACCUACUACGACCUCCUCGACGCUGAUCAUGAAGGGGCUCAGGCCGAGAAAAUGGAGGUUCUGGAGAAGAUGCAAAGCUGGAAAGAGGAGGAAUUCGACCAAGUUCUUCAAUACAUGCGAACUAUUCUGCUCAAGCACGGCGCAUCACUCAUCUAUACCACGCCCUCUUCACCAUCGCAACUACCUACUCUCGUACAUUCAAGUCUUGGAAUCCACUCGCUUCUCAAAAAGCAGCCGCUCAAGCAUAAUACUAUCGAUAGGGACAGGGUGACGGUGCCGCCGAACUGGGACUCAUGGGGCAAAAUCCGGGUUUUGCGAGAAGGAUUUGACGUCGAAGCUGUGAGCCAAGGAUGGACUGUUGACCUAGCUUACCCCUUCCCUCCCCCCGGAAGGCAAGCAACUCUGGAGAAUGGCGAAACUGUGCUGGGGGAUAAGGAUGUCGACGCGGACGGAUAUGAAGUGGUUGAUAACUCAGCAGUCACAAUGUUCGAAAAUACGAUCAGAAACCCCAGCAUGGAUGCUCUGCAAAUGGCGGGGAGAGAUACACAUUCAACAAAGCUGGAGAUCGAAACAGUCGAUACGCAAGCAUUCCUUGGGGGCCAAGUCAAGGUUCUUGAGGCCUACCGCCAAAAGUUCGAGGAGGAGAACAAGGAAGAUGACCGGAAGAUCCGGAGCAGGAAGCCAGCUGCAGACGAGUUGGACAAUGGUCGCAUCAACGGCACGGAAGGCAGAGUCAACGAGCACAUCGGUCCGGUCCAAUUCAACAUGGGUGGCAUCCAGGUGGAUGCUGAUGACAUGCUGCAACGUCUGAAGGACCGUCAAACAUACGGGUCCUCCCCUGAGCCUACUAGUCCAGAUCUUGAGCCCAGCGCGGAAGAAGCUCCUCAGGAGAUGAAUAACGAGAAUCUGCAGGCGUUCUUCGCUGGUCUGAUGAAUCGCAAAGGAGGCGCAAAGGCCGGUGCCUCUUGA
Messenger RNA from Phaeoacremonium minimum UCRPA7, 1242 nucleotides. RefSeq names its product putative dynein light intermediate chain protein. Bases 1 to 1242 code for a protein of 413 amino acids. The record is from RefSeq and is a predicted model, not a curated record. Gene Ontology annotation, molecular function: dynein heavy chain binding. Gene Ontology annotation, biological process: microtubule cytoskeleton organization; microtubule-based movement. Lineage: Eukaryota; Fungi; Ascomycota; Sordariomycetes; Togniniales; Togniniaceae. Gene Ontology annotation, cellular component: centrosome; cytoplasmic dynein complex. The transcript has 5 exons.